Messenger RNA from Zygotorulaspora mrakii, 717 nucleotides. RefSeq names its product mitochondrial 37S ribosomal protein uS17m (gene MRPS17). Gene Ontology annotation, cellular component: mitochondrion; ribosome. Gene Ontology annotation, molecular function: structural constituent of ribosome. Gene Ontology annotation, biological process: translation. Lineage: Eukaryota; Fungi; Ascomycota; Saccharomycetes; Saccharomycetales; Saccharomycetaceae. The transcript has a single exon. The record is from RefSeq and is a predicted model, not a curated record. The coding region runs from base 1 to 717 and encodes 238 amino acids.
AUGGCUCGCCAAAAUUUCUUGGGGCUAGUUGUGUCCCAGGGCAAAAUGCAAAAGACCGUGAAAGUUCGUGUAGAGACUAAAGUAUUCAACAAGCGUAUUAAUAAGGAAUUAUUUCACCGUAAGGACUACCUAGUGCAUGAUGAGGGAGAAAUAUCGCGCGAGGGAGAUUUGGUUCGUAUUGAAGCUACCAGACCUUUAUCUAAGUGUAAGUUCUUUGCAAUCGCGGAGAUUAUCAAAAACAAAGGUCAACAGUUUGCUUUAUAUGAGUCCCAGGCCAGAAUAAAUGUUGCCAAGGAGGAAGCUGCCAAAACUCAGGAAUUUAUACACCGAAGAGUCCAUAGAGCUACAAAUGGGAGCAGUAUUCUCCUACGAGAUAUACGUAUGAUCCAGGAGGCGUUGUCGAAGGGGGAGUCUGUGGAGAGUUUAUCUGAUAUAAAGAAUCGUUAUGGAAUUGAAGAGUUUUCUCCAGAAACGGUAAAACAGUUGUUACAGCUAGAUCUGUCGAGCUUGGAAACCAACGUUGCAGAACAACGUGAAAAAAUCAACAGAAUACAGGAAAGAGUUGAUGAAUUAACGGGUGAUAAUGAUUUGGCUCUUGACUUUUUGAGAAGCCACGGUGUAGAACAACCGGAGUUGUUGAAGAAAAACAUUAGAAGAAAUAUUCUGAGAAAGCAUGUUUUGGUAGAGUUACAGAAUAAUGCAACCACGAGUACUUAA